Messenger RNA from Truncatella angustata, 1099 nucleotides. RefSeq lists its product as uncharacterized. Lineage: Eukaryota; Fungi; Ascomycota; Sordariomycetes; Amphisphaeriales; Sporocadaceae. The transcript has a single exon. The record is from RefSeq and is a predicted model, not a curated record. The coding region runs from base 253 to 1080 and encodes 275 amino acids.
CAACUCCCCUCUAUACUUCGUGACAUCGCGAAGCCAACAAUACUGUAUUGAUAGUACCAGAAAAUUAGAGGGAAACCGGCGACGUUUGAGCAUUAGUUAGCCUAGGUUAGAUGCGAAUCAAGCCUAUUUUCCUUGCACCUUGGCUACUGGGAGUUGAUACUCCGCCGAUGACACAAAACUCCAAGGGCACGACUCUGUUUCCUUCAUCAUUUGUUCUGGGACCAGUCUUCCGAGCAUUGUGAAGUCACAACUAUGAGCAUACCUCCUAUUCCGUUGCUGCUAUCUCCAGCUCUGCCCUCUGAACUGCUCACAUAUAUCUUAAACUACCACGUGCACCCCACGACCGUCAUCAUAUGUUCUUCGCGGACAGACUUUGUGGGAGCUCUCCAAGAAGACAUCCGGGAGCACAAAACCCACCAGGCGCCUGCUCAAAGAGUUCCAGGCAGCCAGGUCUUAUCGGCCGACAAGGAGCCACAGACCCUCUCACAUCCAGAGCUGCAGGGCCAAGAUGUUGCCCACCAUGGUCUUGUCUCCCAGACACUGGCCAAUCUUGCCGUCUCGCGACACAUGCGCACUGUAUAUAUCCCUACAGUCACCCACCUGAGGUCCUACGUAACGGUCUUUUCACCUAAAGACACCAAGAUUGUUGCCCCGCCGCAGGUGCACACCGCCCUUCGACGGACACAUCCUACGCUCGUCGUCUACGGCGUGAUAGAGAUGCACCGCGACACGAGUGAGUGGAGUGCGCAGGGCUUGGGCAACACGGUGGCAGCGCUCGUUGAGACAACGAACCGACUGGGCUGGGGUCUGGUAAUGGUGGAACCACGGGCAACGCGCAUCUUGGCACGUGAUGACGAGGAUGGAGCGCCGACCGGCCGCCAGAUAUGUGAUGACUUCAAGAGUCUGUUGAAGGAGCAGUUACCGAUCCUCAGUGGUAGUGCGAGGAGAGCUGGCCUGGAUUCUGAAGAGGGGGGGUGGUCUGGUAGGACCGUAGAGAUGGGAAGGACCAUGAGCCGGUGGUUCAAAUUUCAAGUAGGUAAUUGGGACAACGCCGAGGAUGGUGAUCAAGUGAGGACAUAGCAGACCCCAAAAGCAGGGU